This is a messenger RNA of Tachyglossus aculeatus (Australian echidna), 7572 nucleotides long. It is a transcript of the gene SDK2, whose product is annotated as sidekick cell adhesion molecule 2. The record is from RefSeq and is a predicted model, not a curated record. Lineage: Eukaryota; Metazoa; Chordata; Mammalia; Monotremata; Tachyglossidae. The transcript has 45 exons. Gene Ontology annotation, molecular function: protein binding. Bases 11 to 6520 code for a protein of 2169 amino acids.
GCCGGACAGCAUGCGGACCCUCGCCCUCUGGUCCUUUUUGGUCCUGCAGAGGAUCUCCGGAGCCCAAGAUGACGUCCCGCCAUAUUUCAAGACGGAGCCAGUCCGGACCCAGGUCCACCUCGAGGGGAAUCGCUUGGUGUUGACAUGCAUGGCCGAAGGCAGCUGGCCCCUGGAAUUCAAGUGGCUCCACAACAGCCAGGAGCUGACCAAAUUCUCCCUGGAAUACAGGUACAUGAUCACUUCCCUGGACCGCACCCACGCCGGCUUCUACCGCUGCAUCGUACGGAACCGGAUGGGGACCCUACUGCAACGUCAGACUGAGGUCCAGGUGGCCUACAUGGGCAGCUUUGAGGACAGCGAGAAGCAUCAGAGCGUGUCUCACGGAGAAGCCGCCGUGAUCCGCGCCCCCCGCAUCGCCAGUUUCCCCCGCCCGCAGGUCACCUGGUUCCGUGAUGGUCGCAAGAUUCCACCCAGCAGCCGCAUCGCCAUUACGCUGGAGAACACCCUCGUCAUUCUCUCGUCAGUGGCCCCGGACACGGGCCGCUACUACGUGCAGGCCGUUAAUGACAAGAACGGGGAUAACAAGACGAGCCAGCCCAUCACUCUCACCGUGGAAAAUGUCGGAGGCCCGGCUGACCCCAUCGCCCCCACCAUUGUCAUCCCACCCAAGAACACCAGCGUCGUGUCCGGAACCUCGGAGGUGACCAUGGAGUGUGUGGCCAACGCCAGGCCUCUGAUUAAGCUGCACAUCAUCUGGAAGAAGAACGGGGUGCCGCUCCUCGGGGGGCUGAGCGACCACAACCGGCGCCUCACCAUUCCACAUCCCACCGGGAGCGACGCCGGCUACUACGAGUGCGAAGCCGUCCUGCGCAGCAGCAGUGCCCCCUCCGCCACCCGGGGGGCCGUGCUGUCCGUGCUGGAGCCACCCCAGUUUAUCAAGGAGCCAGAGAGACACAUCACAGCAGAGAUGGAGAAGGUAUUGGACAUCCCUUGCCAAGCCAAAGGCCUCCCGCCGCCCGUCAUGGCCUGGUACAAGGACGCGGCCCUCAUCGAGGUGGAGAAGCUGCCCCGUUUCCGCCUACGCGGGGACGGGAGCCUGCAAAUCAGCGGCCUGGUACCGGAUGACACCGGGAUGUUUCAGUGCUUCGCCCGCAAUGCCGCCGGAGAGGUGCAGACAUCCACCUACCUCGCCGUCACCAGCAUCGCCCCCAACAUCACCAGGGGCCCCUCAGACAGCACUGUCAUCGACGGCAUGACCGUUGUGCUGACCUGCGAGACCUCGGGGGCCCCCCGCCCCGCCAUCACCUGGCAAAAAGGUGAACGGAUCCUGGCCAGUGGCUCCAUCCAGCUGCCUCGGUUUACCCUGCUGGAGUCAGGCAGCUUGCUCAUCAGCCCCAGCCGCAUCUCGGACGCCGGCAACUAUGUCUGCGUGGCGACCAACUCAAGGGGGGUGGACGAAGCGUCUGCGGAUCUGAUUGUGUGGGCCCGAACGCGGAUCACCACCGGACCCCAGGACCAGAGUGUCAUCAAAGGCACCAAAGCCUCCAUGACCUGCGGUGUCACCCAUGACCCCAGUGUGACUGUCAGGCACAUCUGGGAGAAGGACGGCGUGUUACUGAGCCUCGACGGUGCCCCCCGCCUGCGGCUGGGCCAGGACGGAUCCCUGCACAUCUCCCAGACCUGGUCGGGAGACAUUGGCACCUACACCUGCCGGGUGCUGUCCGUGGGAGGGAACGACUCGCGCAGUGCCCACCUCCGCGUCCGGCAACUGCCCCAUGCUCCUGAGCACCCCAUGGCUACCCUGAGCACCACAGAGCGACGCGCCAUCAACCUGACCUGGCCCAAGCCCUUUGAUGGCAACAGCCCGCUCAUCCGCUUCAUCGUGGAGGUCUCCGAGAACAAUGCCCCCUGGACGGUGCUUCUGGCCAACGUGGACCCCGAGGCCACAUCCGUGGUGGUCAAGGACCUGGUGCCCGCCCGCUCCUACCAGUUCCGCCUCUGUGCCGUGAACGACGUGGGCAGGGGCCAGUUCAGCGAGGACACCGAGAGGGUCUCCCUCCCAGAAGAGCCCCCAACGGCGCCUCCUCAGAAUGUCAUCGCCAGCGGACGCACCAACCAGUCGAUCAUGAUCCAGUGGCAGCCUCCUCCCGAGAGCCACCAAAAUGGCAUCCUCAAGGGCUACGUCAUCAGGUUCUGUCUGGCCGGCCUGCCCGUCGGCUAUCAGUUCAAGAACAUCACCAAUGCCGACGUCAACAACCUGCUCCUGGAAGACCUCAUCAUCUGGACCAACUACGAGAUCGAGGUGGCGGCCUACAACAGUGCUGGCCUGGGCGUCUACAGCAGCAAAGUGACUGAGUGGACCCUUCAAGGAGUUCCCACAGUCCCCCCGGGGAACGUGCAUGCUGAGGCCACCAACUCCACCACGAUACGCUUCACCUGGGUCGCCCCCAGCCCCCAGUUCAUCAACGGCAUCAAUCAGGGCUACAAGCUGAUUGCCUGGGAGCCAGAGCAGGAAGAGGAGGUUACCAUGGUGACAGUGAGGCCCAACUUCCAGGAUAGCAUCCACGUGGGUUUCAUCUCAGGCCUGAAGAAGUUCACGGAGUACUUCACGUCGGUGCUGUGCUUCACCACUCCCGGGGACGGACCUCAAAGCUCCAGGCAUUUGGUCCGCACCCACGAAGAUGUGCCUGGCCCCGUGGGACACCUCAGCUUCAGUGAUAUCCUGGACACCUCCCUGAAGGUCAGCUGGCAAGAGCCCGUGGAGAAGAACGGGAUCCUCACAGGAUACCGCAUCUCCUGGGAGGAAUACAACCGCACCAACACGCGGGUGACGCACUACCUGCCCAACGUCACGCUGGACUAUCGGGUCACCGGCCUCACCGCCCUCACCACCUACACCAUCGAAGUGGCAUCUAUGACCUCCAAGGGGCAGGGACAGGUGUCCUCCUCCACCAUCUCCUCCGGGGUGCCCCCAGAGCUUCCAGGGGCUCCCACCAACCUGGGCAUCUCUAAUAUCGGGCCCCGCUCCGUGACCCUCCAGUUCCGGCCCGGAUACGAUGGGAAAACAUCCAUCUCCCAGUGGCAGGUAGAGGCCCAGGUGGGAGUGACCGGCGAGGGGGAAGAGUGGGCGCUGGUCCACCACGUCAGCAACCGACCCGACGCCCGCUCCCUGGAGGUGCCCGACCUCAACCCCUACACCCACUACAGCUUCCGCAUGCGGCAGGUGAACAUCGUGGGCAGCAGCCCGCCCAGCCUGCCCUCCCGCCGCAUCCAGACCCUCCAGGCGGCCCCAGAUGUGGCACCCACCAACGUCACCCUGCGUACAGCCAGCGAGACCAGCCUGUGGCUACGCUGGAUGCCCCUUCCAGAGGCCGAGUACAACGGCAGCCCGGAGACGGUGGGCUACAGGAUCAAGUGCACUCGAGCCGACGGGACGGGCAAGGCUGUGGCCCACAUGAUCCCUGACCGGGCAGAGCGGGAAUACACCCUCGAGGACCUGGAGGAGUGGACCGAAUAUCGCGUCCAGGUCCAGGCCUUCAACGCCAUCGGCCCCGGGCCCUGGAGUCAGGUGGUCGUCGGACGCACCAGGGAAUCAGUGCCCUCAUCCGGCCCCACCAACGUCUCCGUGCUGGCCACCACCUCGAGCAGCAUGCUGGUCCGCUGGAACGAGAUCCCCGAGGCCGAUCGCAAUGGACUCGUGCUGGGCUACAAGGUGCUGUUCAAGGAGAAGGACUCGGACGGCCAGACGCAGUUCUGGCCGGUGGAAGGGAACACGUCCCGAAGCGUCCAGCUCACGGGCCUGGCCAAGUACGUGCUGUACGAGAUUCGGGUGCUGGCCUUCACGCGUGUCGGGGACGGUGCACCCAGUACCCCACCCGUCCUGGAGCGGACCCUCGAUGACGUGCCUGGACCCCCGGUGGGUAUCCUCUUCCCGGAAGUGAGAACCACCUCGGUCCGCUUGAUCUGGCAGCCGCCGGCAGCCCCCAAUGGCAUCAUCCUGGCUUACCAGAUCACCCACCGGCUGAAUGCUUCCGCCCCCCACACCGCCGCCGUGGAGGUGCUGACCCCCAGCGCCCGACAGUUCACCGCCACUGGCCUCAAGCCCGAGUCCGUCUACCUCUUCCGCAUCACCGCCCAGACCCGCAAGGGCUGGGGGGAGGCGGCUGAGGUUCUGGUGGUCACCACGGAGAAGAGAGACCGUCCUCAGCCUCCCAGCAAGCCGGUGGUACAGCAGGAGGACGUAGAGGCACGGAGCGUGCUGCUGGGUUGGGAGGCGGGCAGCGACGGGCUCUCCCCGAUCCGUUACUACACCGUCCAGGCCCGGGAGCUGCCCGGAGGCCGCUGGACCCUGCACUCCGCUGCCGUCACUCACAACGCCUCUGCCUUCCUGGUGGACAGGCUCAAGCCCUUCACAUCCUACAAGUUUCGCGUGAAGGCGACCAACGACAUCGGAGACAGCGAGUACAGUGAGGAGUCGGAAUCACUGACCACAUUGCAAGCAGCCCCGGACGAAGCACCCACCAUCCUCUCCGUGACCCCUCACACCACCACCUCGGUACUGAUCCGCUGGCAGCCCCCUGCUGAGGACAAAGUCAACGGGAUCCUUCUGGGCUUCCGGAUCCGCUACCGGGAGCUGGUGUAUGACGACGGGCUGAGGGGCUUCACCUUGAGGCCCAUCGCUAAUCCCCAGGCCAGAUGGGCAGAGCUGACACCCACGUAUGCCGUGCAGAACCUGAGCCGUCCUAGCCUCACCCAGUACGAGCUGGACAACCUGAGCAAGCAUAAGCGCUAUGAGAUCCGGAUGAGCAUCUACAACGCCGUCGGGGAGGGUCCCCCCAGCCCACCUCAGGAGGUGUUUGUCGGGGAAGCAGUGCCAACCGCAGCCCCCUGCAAUGUGGCUGUCCAGGGCACUACGGCCACACAGCUGGACGUGACUUGGGAGCCUCCACCACCGGAGGCUCAGAAUGGAGAUAUCCAAGGCUACAAGAUCUAUUUUUGGGAGGCCCUGAGACGGAACGACACGGAGCGCGUGAAGACCCUCUUCCUGCCCGAGAACGGCGUCAAGCUCAAGAACCUGACCGGCUACACGGCCUAUCUGGUCAGCGUGCUGGCCUUCAACGCGGCCGGGGACGGCCCCCGCAGCAGCCCCGCCCGGGGACGGACCCAGCAAGCAGCCCCGAGCGCUCCCAGCUCCGUCAGGUUCAGUGAGUUGACCACCACGUCGGUGAAUGUGUCCUGGGAGGCGCCUCUGUUCCCCAACGGUGUCCUGGAAGGCUACAGGCUGGUGUACGAACCCUGCACCCCCGUUGACGGGGUCAGUAAGAUUGUGACGGUCGACGUCAAGGGUGGCAGCCCCCUGUGGUUAAAGGUGAAGGACCUUGCAGAGGGAAUAACCUAUCGCUUCCGAAUCCGGGCCAAAACCUUCACCUACGGGCCAGAGGUUGAAGCCAACAUCACCACCGGCCCCGGAGAAGGAGCCCCCGGUCCCCCCGGGACCCCCAUCAUUGUCAGAUACAGCUCGGCCAUCGCCAUCCACUGGUCCAGCGGAGACUCUGGGAAAGGACCGAUCACCCGCUACGUCAUCGAGGCCCGGUCGUCAGAUGAGGGGCUGUGGGACAUCCUGAUCAAAGACAUCCCCAAGGAGGUGACCUCCUACACCUUCAGUAUGGACAUCCUGAAGCAGGGAGUCAGCUACGACUUCCGGGUCAUCGCUGUGAACGACUACGGCUUUGGCACGCCCAGCGCUCCCUCCCAGUCUGUCCCAGCCCAGAAAGCCAAUCCCUUCUAUGAAGAGUGGUGGUUCCUCGUGGUUAUCGCUCUGGUAGGCCUCAUCUUCAUCCUGCUACUCGUCUUCAUCCUCAUCAUCAGAGGCCAGAGCAAAAAGUACGCCAAGAAGUCAGACUCGGGGAGCAACUCCAAGUCGAACGUCCUAAGCCACGGUGAGAUGGUGAGUCUGGACGAGAGUAGCUUCCCGGCCCUGGAGCUCAACAACCGGCGACUUUCGGUCAAGAGCUCCUUCUGCAGAAAAAACGGCAUCUACACCAGGUCCCCUCCCCGGCCCAGUCCUGGCAGCCUCCACUACUCCGAUGAGGACGUGACCAAGUACAAUGACCUGAUCCCGGCGGAGAGCGGCAGCCUCACAGAGAAGCCCUCCGAGAUCUCCGACUCCCAGGGCAGCGACAGCGAGUACGAGGUGGACCCCAAUCCUCAAGGGGCCCACUCCUUCGUCAAUCACUACAUCAGCGACCCCACCUAUUACAACUCCUGGCGCCGGCAACAGAAGGGGAUCUCGAGGGCCCAGGCCUACAGCUACACCGAGAGCGACUCCGGGGACCCCGACCACGGCCCCGGCGGCCCCGGCCCCCAGCAGGGCAGCCUAUUCCGGCCCAAAACCAGCCGGACUCCAACGCCCCAGAACCCCACUCACCCCCCGAGCCAGCAGACCACCCUUUACCGGCCCCCGAGCAGCCUGGGCCCCGGCUCACGGGCGCCCAUAGCCGGAUUCUCAUCGUUCGUCUGACGGCCAGAAGAGACCGGGACGUGGUAAAACACCUCCCUGCCCUCCCUCCCCUCCCCUGCUAAGCCGGGUCCACCAGCCCAUCUGCCGCAUUCGUUUUAGCCGAGACCCCCGGGGCAAAAACGCUCUGCCCGAAAGGAUCGGAGGAGAGAGGCGUGGGGAGAGAGAGAGAGCGUGAGUGCACACUUGUGGAAGACAAUCACCCUAGUUGUUCCCUGCUAAUAUUUGCUGCUGCAGUGUCAUCCCGGAUGGCCCCACCCCCUCCCACUGCAGCCCCCCCAGACCACCCGGCCAGGAACGUGAGGAGUGGGGAAGCCGUGGGGUGACCCAUAGCGAGGCUGAGGCAACAGUGGGGACAAAGAGGGAGGCCGUGACCUCUCCAAGCUGGGCACUGUAGGACCGUGAGCCUCACUGAACCCACAUGGCACCACCCCUCCGUUCACCCUGGCUGCUGGGCCACUGGGCUCAGCCCAGGGAUGCCAAAGCACACAGAGAGUUGGCCAGUCGAGAGCCACUCUGUAACUGGCCCGUGGUCCCUGUGGCAAGGGCAGCAGCGAGGGUAGUUGUGCCUUGAUUCUCUCCCUGCCAAGACAGGUGCAGGGAGUGGGAUGGUUGUAUCUGACCUAGAAGCUGGCCUCUAGCCCCUCCCUUGGCGGCGGGGGGUGGGCAGAGAAGCACAGGACUCAGGUUACCCCCCGACCCCGAUGAUGAUCAGAGCCCAGGUUUCCCCCAGCCCAGGGGGAGUUUUGCCCAAACUCAGCUUCUCCUGCUUCCUCUGCCCGUUUUGGGGCUCUGUCUGGCUGCUUCUCUCUUUCCUUUUUGGAGAGAACAAAAGUGGAAAGAGGAGGCUGAUUCCCUGGUUUGUUUUUUGCCACACUAGAGGGUGUUGGGGAAGGGGCAGGUGUGGGAUGAAGGAAGAGAGAGAAGUAGAGAGAACUGGGGGCUGCCUCUUGCCAUCACUUGACUUGUUUGCCUUUCGGAGAAGUGUCCGGAUGAAGCUGGGAUCCAGACUGUAGGAACAAACCAAGUGGGUGGGCAUGGGAAAUGGGACAAUU